Molecule: messenger RNA, 375 nt
Organism: Thlaspi arvense
Lineage: Eukaryota; Viridiplantae; Streptophyta; Magnoliopsida; Brassicales; Brassicaceae
Source: the annotation of a GenBank genome assembly
AUGGAAGUCAUGGGUAACUUGUUCUGUUGUAUACAAGUUGAACAAUCCACAGUUGCUAUAAAGGAAAACUUUGGGAGAUUUGAAGAAGUACUUGAGCCAGGUUGCCACUGCCUACCCUGGUUCCUUGGAAGUCAGUUGGCUGGGCAUCUCUCCCUUCGGCUGCAGCAGCUUGAUGUGUUUCUUAGAGGUCCAAUUGACUUAGACAACAAAAAUGAUAUUGCAAAAGCUGUUGAAGAUGAACUUGAGAAGGUAAUGCGCUUAGGUGUAAAAGUGAACUAUUGUUGCCAAGCUAUAUACCAACUUGGUGGUAACUCUGCAUUUACAAUUGGUAGCAGGCAAUGUCCGGUUAUGGUUAUGAGAUUGUACAGACAUUGA